AUGAGAUCGGCCAGGCUUAUGCGCACCAAUUCUGUGCGCCCCAGUCUGAUCGGCCGACCACGGUAUAACGGCGCCCUGGGCGCUGCAUCGGCCGCAAAUCUCCGGUUCAACGGACGAGGGUUCCCGACGCACAUACAGGCUAUUGCGAUCUUGGUCUCCCAUCAGCGCGGCUAUGCCACAGAAACUUCUACCUCGACAUCUUCGCCCUCCAACCCAUUGCCGCCUCCGGGCUUUAACGCCGAACAGGCCAAGAAGCCCAUUCUCAAGGAAGAUGCGUCGCGACUUGCGGCUGACAACGGGAGCACCCAGGUCGCUCCCAAGCCAGAGACGCCUCUUGCGUCGGAGAACAGCGUAGAUUCACAGAAACGCGCUGAGCUGGAAGCGGCGAAGAAGGGGCUGGCGGACGAUGACAAGAAAGUGACUGAGGCGAAGAAGGAGCAGAAGAAGUUGACGAUUGGGCAAAAGAUUAAGAAGGAAGUUCAGCACUACUGGGAUGGUACGAAGCUUCUUGCUACGGAAGUCAGGAUCAGUUCACGACUGGCGUUGAAGAUGGCUGCUGGAUAUGAGCUAAGCCGAAGAGAGUACCGACAGCUUCAACGAACGGUGAAAGAUCUUGGCCGAUUGAUCCCAUUCUCGAUGUUCAUCAUUAUCCCCUUCGCCGAACUGCUACUUCCCGUCGCCUUGAAGCUGUUCCCCAACCUGCUGCCUAGCACCUACGAGGGCCAGAAAGCGCGCGAGAAAAAGGCUCUUAGCUUGAGUUCAACCCGGCAAGAGGUUUCGACCUUUCUGAAGAAUACUCUUAGAGAGAGUGGUCUCCCCGUGACUCCCGCCGCUGUGAGGAACGAGGAAUUCGCAGAAUUCUUCAAGAAGAUUAGAACCACUGGGGAGACCCCCUCGACCGAGGACGUGAUCAAGGUUUGCAAGAUCUUUAAGGAUGACUUGACCCUGGACAAUCUGUCCCGCCCUCAGCUUGUCGCCAUUUGCAAAUACAUGAACCUGAAUUCGUUCGGUACGGACGCCAUGCUCCGGUACAACAUUCGACACCGUAUGCGUCAGAUUAAGCGUGAUGACCGCGCGAUUUUCUACGAGGGGGUGGACUCGCUCUCUGUUCCGGAACUGCAGAUGGCUUGUGCCUCACGUGGCAUUCGUACGCAUGGUAUUUCUCCCGCUCGCCUGCGGGAAGACCUGGCGAUGUGGCUGGAUCUGCGCCUCAAGCAAGGCGUUCCUUCCACGCUUCUAGUGCUGAGCAAUGCGUUCGCAUAUGCGCAGGGCGGCAAGGAGGCAGAGAUGGCGUCUCAGAUUGAAGCGCUCAAGUCUGUGCUGUCUAGCAUCCCUGAAGAGUUGUUCCACGAAAUUGAGCUCGAGGUCCAUAAUGCCGAGGGCGCUGCCACCAACAAGCAGCGUCUUGAGGUUAUCAAGGAGCAGCAAGAGCUCAUCGAGGAGGAAAACGAGCAGAACAGCCAACACGAAGAGAAGGGCGUUACGACCCCCAAGGACAUUGAGGAUAUCGACGAAACAGAGGACGCGAAGUUUGAGGCGUCGAACAGCCAAGAAAAACAAUCCAACGAGGCUGCUGAGGCUGAGAAAGAAGGCGACAAGGCCGAGCAGACACAGUCAGAAGACCUGGCAGCCAAGGAGAAGGAUGAGAAGAAGGGAGGUUCCUCACAAUAG
Molecule: messenger RNA, 1671 nt
Organism: Aspergillus lentulus
Lineage: Eukaryota; Fungi; Ascomycota; Eurotiomycetes; Eurotiales; Aspergillaceae
Source: RefSeq, a predicted model, not a curated record